This is a messenger RNA of Penaeus indicus, 645 nucleotides long. RefSeq names its product keratin-associated protein 21-1-like. NCBI's taxonomy places the organism in Eukaryota, Metazoa, Arthropoda, Malacostraca, Decapoda, Penaeidae. The record is from RefSeq and is a predicted model, not a curated record. The transcript is spliced from 2 exons. Bases 20 to 559 code for a protein of 179 amino acids.
CCUUCCCCCUUCUGUCAACAUGAGGAGCUUGGUUAUCUUGUUGGCUGUGGUUGCGGCGGCCGCGGCGGCGACAGUGCAGAAGCGGGAGGCCAAACCCGGCGGCGGUGGACACGGGAUAGGGCAUGGCAUCGGACUCGGGUUCGGACAUGGAGGAUUUGGACACGGCAUUGGUCACGGUGUAGGACACGGCAUUGGUCACGGUGUAGGACACGGCAUUGGCCACGGUCUUGGACACGGAAUUGGCCACGGUUUAGGUCACGGCUUUGGUCAUGGAUUCGGUCACGGCAUUGGCCAUGGAUUCGGACACGGUCAUGGACAUGGUGUUGUCAUCAGCCACGGGCAUGGACACGGCCACGGGCAUGGACAUGGACACGGCCACGGGCAUGGACAUGGCAUCGUCGAAGUCGUAAGCCACGGAACCGGACAUGGAGGAUAUGGGCACGGCGGGCAUGGGGCUGUGUUCGGAUUCCACACCGCCGUUGAACACCCUGGCUAUGGCCACGCCCGCUCAUACCAACACCAGCAUGGUAUAGUUGCGCCCUACCACGGCUACCACUGAGCCAUCGAAACCACUCAUCCUUAUUUAUAACAGUUCAAAUGUUUUUUUCUUAGAGAUAUUUAAUAUUUGUAUACUCCUACCCUGCA